This is a messenger RNA of Plutella xylostella (diamondback moth), 3681 nucleotides long. Its product is annotated as beta-taxilin. NCBI's taxonomy places the organism in Eukaryota, Metazoa, Arthropoda, Insecta, Lepidoptera, Plutellidae. Gene Ontology annotation, molecular function: syntaxin binding. The record is from RefSeq and is a predicted model, not a curated record.
UAAUUUCAUGGAUAUUUGUAUCAUUUACUUGCUAGGAUUUCUGUAAUGAAAAUAAGUAAUAUGUAACUAUGGCUUAGUUCUAAUUAAAACAAUAGUUACAGCUUAAAUUAUUGUUAACCUAAAACCUGUAAAAAAUAUCUGGCAUUAUGCCAAUAGAAGACUAUUUAUGAGUAUUUUCGGUCUAAGGCAGGUUUCACGUGCUCUUACUUUCUUCCUCAAACAGCCCAUGUAUACCUGAAGCAGCAUUCUAUCAGAGAUUUUAAGGAAUUAACAGUUGCCAUGGAGAAGUCCCCGCCACCCCACGAACAGCAGAAAAAAUCCAAGCGAGAGGACCGCAACAAAAAAGAUGACAAAAACGUUGAGCAGUUCAUGAAAUCUCUUAACUCUUUACCAACUCUGGAGGAAAAGCUCUCCCUAGUUUGCAAGAAGUAUGUCCAGACUGCGGAUGACAAUAAGAAAAUGCUGUUUUACAUGAAGCAGUCGGAUAAGAGAUAUGCUCUGCUGCUGAAGGAGAAAGACCAGCUACAACAUGAGUUUAAUAAGACUAUUUUACUGAAGUCCAAGCUUGAAAACCUUUGUCGGGAACUGCAGAAACAAAAUAAGGCUAUUAAGGAAGACUCCCUCCUCAAGAUCCGCGAGGAAGAGGAGCGUCGCAAGGAGACACAGGCCAAGUUCCAGGCGACGCUCGCGGAGAUCACCGCCAUGCUGCAGCAGAACAACGACAAGAACAACAAGCUGCGGGAUGAUAACAUCAGCAUGACCGAGAAGUUCAAGAGUGUGGUCACGCAGUACCAGAUGAGGGAGCAGCAGGUAGACAAAAUGCAAAAGCAAUUGUCACUCGAAACCCAACUCUCCGACGCAAAAAUGCAGAAAGCCAGCUUAGAACACCAAGCGGAAAAGGGCAGACUCCUAGCCGAGAUGGAAACACUGAAGAUGGAGCUAUGCAAGAGCGAGGCAAAGAUAGAGGAGAUGAAAGGGACAGAAGUGGCUCUUCGUAGCCAGAUAGCCGUAUAUACGGAGAAGUAUGAUGAGUUCCAGAACGCGUUGGUCAAGAGUAACCAAGUGUUUGGAGGUUUUAAGGGGGAAAUGGACAAGAUGUCUAAGAAAAUUCUUAAGCUGGAGAAAGAGUCACUCUCAUGGAAGAAGCGAUGGGAGACGUCGCAGACCGCUCUUAUAGACAUGUGCAGCGAGCGUCAAACCAACGAGCAGCAGGCGGCGGCGAGCGCGCGGCACCUGCAGCAGAUGCAGGCCUUGUGUCGCACCUUACAGGGUGAACGCACGGUCCUUCUAAACGUACUGAAAGAACACAACAUAGAGCGGCCCGCCAUGCCGCCCGCGCCGCCCGCGCCCGCGCCCGCCCCCGCGCCGCCCUCUAGCAGUGCUAAGGUGGAUGCCAUGGCGGCGAACUGCGCACAGCUGAAGCAAAGCUUAGCGCAUCUGCAGAACCAACUGAACGUUCUCACCACGCAGAAGGAAGAAAAACAACCGGAGACACCUAAAGCAGAGAAAAAGAAGUCGAAAUCCAAGAAGAACAAGGGUGAGAAAGCUGUGGAAAAACAAGAAAACAACGAAAACGAAGCUAAAAGCAAUGUCGACAAUAAUACUGAGGCUGUGGAUGUCAAUGCCAAUGACAAUGUAAAAGAAAUAGCUGUAGACAACCUUAUACAAGCAAUAAGCCAAGCGAAUAUCAGCCUGGCUGACUUAGACGGCGAUAGUGAUGAAGUACAAAAUGGAAAUGUUGAAGUUGAAACUAAGGUAGAAAAUGGCGUAGAUAAAGUACCUAAAAUUGUUGAAAUCGCGUCUAAGGCAGCCCUAAACGACAGUUCGUUUGUCGAACCCAAUUCUAACGAGGAGGUGGCACAUAUACCUGAGAUUAAAUCCCUGACGGAGGAACAAAAUGAACAGGUUGCCUGAGAAUCACUUCGGAGUGUAGGUUUUCUAAUGCUUUUGAGUUUUCUAUUUUCUUGUGUUGUUCUUUAUCAUGUUUCAAUGAUACCUGAGUACUAAGCGUGAGUUUUCCUUAUCGGUCGAUCGUUGUUACUUUUAACGAUAAUGUUGCAUGAAUAACAAAUUUAAGAACUUUUAGACGACGCUGCUGUGCGUUGCCGAUCUACAGCAGUCACUAAACUCGCACUUAGUACUCUGAAUGAAUGGGAAAGAAAAGUGGUCUAGUUUAAAAACAAGCAAAGUUCAAAAGACUUCUUAGAUCAUAGCUUUCCUUUUCUUUCCCAUUGAUCUAUUCUCUCUAUCUUAUGUUUGACUUCUAUUUAUUUUAUUCUGGGCAAGUGGUUAGUUUUCUCAGCUCUCGACCGUAUCUGUAGGUAUAUUUUGUAUGGAUCAUUGUUAGUUACGCGUAUGUACCACUAGAUGGCGGUACACGAUAACUAUGCAAAACUACCGUGAUCGAGUAGUGAGAAAGUUAACAAUAGGCCCAUUUUCCGAAGGAUACAGUCGAUGAUUUUUGGUAUUUGCUUCCAUUAGUAUUGUAGGCUAUGCCAUUUUUUAAACUGAAAUCUUGCUGAGUUUUUUUCUGUUUUGUCCGUGUUUUGUACUUAAAAUGUUCUCCGUAUAGUGUGUGGUCUAUUUCUGAAUGAUGCACAAUUAAUCACAAGCUACAAUAAAACGUAUGUUACAGAAUAUCAUAUCGAUAAGCAAUAAUAUAUAACAUACAUAAUUAUGUGUGUUUAGCCAUAAUAUAUUCUAAAAUUUGACAACAUUUGGUGCCUUUUUUGUACGGUAUAUUAAUUUUAGGUUAAUCUAAACAUAAUAUUUUGGUGUUUUCUCAUUUAUAAAAAGUUACUGUUAUUUUGUAUUUGUGUUUAAAAUACAUAAUUAGGUAUAGUAUAGUGAUCUUAUUCAGUACACUUAGGAAACAUCAUAUCUCUGUCAAUUUGAUAAAUAUAACAUAUAAGUAUGGAAAUUUUACCUACCUUCAUUUCUUCAUCUUGGUGUGCUCAAUAAGUUUUCUUAAAUUUAACUAUACUGCCUAUCAUUCAGCCUAAAACCAUUUAAAUGUAUGACUUGUUAUAUUUAAUAAGUAAAUUUAGUAUUAUUUUAGUUGCCUAUUCUCAAUGUGCCUACUUUUCAUUAUGUCUAGUCAACAUUGGUAUUUUAGACAAUCUUUCGUCUGUUUCUCAAAAAAACUUAUUCAAGUUCGUAGGUAAAUUACUAGUGUAAGUAGUUUUAUAUAAUUCAUUAUCAUUUGGCCAUCUAGGUACUGUAUGUAGUAAUAUCCGUCGUUGUUCUAUGGUUGUAUAUAUCUGAUCGAUAUUUCGCCGGAUUCAUCAUCAUCAUCAUCAGCCCGUAUUUUUCCAAUGCUGGACAUAGGCCUCUGCCAAGGAGUAACUAUGCCUGUCCUCGGCCUUCCUCAUCCAGCCUCUAUCUGAUACCUACAUAAUACCCAGUAAUCAGUCCUUGGGGUACAUUUCCUUCAAAUACUCAAGUAGUUAUUAAAUUACAAGGGUUCUUUUCGAUUCGGAUAUAUUCAACCUGACAAAGUAUUUAAAUGUAUGUACGCAAUGGCAAUAUGAAAAUAUUCUAAAUAGGUAUUAAGCACUACAUAAUCGUAUUUAUUAUGUAUGUAUGUUCAAAACAGUUUUACAUGUUAUUAUCAAAGCAUUUGUAUGGAAAUAAUUGUGUUACAGCUAGACAAUAAGGUGUUUUUGAUAAUAUAACUUUUAC